Molecule: messenger RNA, 597 nt
Organism: Procambarus clarkii (red swamp crayfish)
Lineage: Eukaryota; Metazoa; Arthropoda; Malacostraca; Decapoda; Cambaridae
Source: RefSeq, a predicted model, not a curated record
GAGUUGCAAGGCUUGGCCAGGGACCACAGCCGCCUCAGGAUAAUCAAGUUUGAUGUGGUUGACUUCGAGAGUCUACCUGGGUUAGUGGACCAGGUGUGGGAGGCUGUAGGAUCAUCCGGUCUCAACUUGCUCAUCAACAAUGCUGGUAUCACGGAAACGAAGCAGAUACAGAUGCUUGGUGGUCCCUUUGAACGGCUGGAGCCACAGAUGUUCAGCACCAUCUUGGAGACAAACACAACCGCACCACUCAUGAUCAUAAAGGCCCUGUUGCCCCUGCUGCGUCAGGCAGCUGCAGCUGGUGGCGCCGAGGAACAUUUAAGUGUGAAGAGGGCAGCAGUGGUCAACAUCUCCUCCAUCCAGGGUAGCAUGGGCGCCUUCACAGGACAACCUGCUCCCUAUGGCUACCGAGCCAGCAAGUGUGUUAGUAAUCUAGUGUCGAAAUUUCCGACAAUGGGAGACACAUGGCCAUCAAGGCACGGCUUCUGUAAUAAUGUAAUAACGCUUAACUCCAAAUAUCCGGGGUCUGAGUGCAGUGUCAAGCAAGAAAUCUUCGUGGCUGUAGCACGUCAAAAUGAUUGGAUUCUAACUGUACAAUGA